This is a messenger RNA of Poecilia reticulata (guppy), 1882 nucleotides long. Its product is annotated as serum paraoxonase/arylesterase 2-like. Gene Ontology annotation, molecular function: arylesterase activity. The record is from RefSeq and is a predicted model, not a curated record. Lineage: Eukaryota; Metazoa; Chordata; Actinopteri; Cyprinodontiformes; Poeciliidae.
AUAUCCAUCCUCUUUUUAUAGAAGUUUUAUUUUAAAACGCAUAGAAAUAACAUUGAGCUUUUUUAAAAGUGAAAAUUUCCUAUAUUAGAUAUCACAAUUUAUAAGCCUUGUCUUUUCUUUCCAAAGUUCAUGUAACAUUUAGCUGGACUCAGAGCAAAAGUGGCUCUGGGGGUUGAAGACCCCCAAGUAUAGAAGCUGACUGUUCAUAGGGUGCCGUAUCAAAGUGUAUUAUUGGAAAGGCAAGGGGAAGGAAAAGUGUGAAAGAAAAAAUAUACACAAGCAACCAGGACAAACAGAAGAUUAUGAAGUAAAAUAAAGCCCAUUCCAGAGUAAGAUUCACAAAGGACAGACUGAGGCUGGGGACAAUUCUUCAAGAGUCGAAACAGGUAUUUUCACUCUGUUUUUUUUUUUCCAAGUCCCCACUUAAAAUUUGUGGGGUAUUGAUUAGACGAAAAUAAAAGAAUAAUUGUACUUUUUUAUAUAAUAUUCUUAUAAACAGACGUACUUGAAUGUAAUAGCUUUUUGUGUUUUUACUCCUUGUGGAUUUUAUGUAUGUGAAACUUUUCACAGUCCUACCAAAAUGACUUAAGUCUUUUAUAAGGAACACUCCCUAGUUAACUAGUAUAAAUUUAGAAAAAAUAUAGUUACAUUAAAGAUAAUUGUUGAAAAUAUUGUUUUUGGAUUAUUUUCUAUCCCCAAAGCAUAAACACUACUUUUAAUUGUUGCUCCUUGGCGCCAUCUUUGGUGGAGGCGUGUAAACGCACUUCGGAAGUUCAGUCAAACAUGGCUGCUCUAAAGAAAACGCUAAUCGCUGCUGCUGUUGCCGCUGUAGCUGCUUUUUUCGGCCACGCAUUUCUUAAAAUACAGAGGCUGAGUCUUGCCUCCAGAGAAAUGCCUGUCAAGCAUCUCAAGUGUCGUUAUUUACCCUAUAUAGAGUAUGGAGCAGAAGAUAUCACUAUACUUAAAGAUGGACUGGCCUUUUUGAGCACAGGGCUGCAUGAUUAUCUUGGAUUGCCUUCGUUCUCCAAUGAACCAGGAAAAAUGUACGUUCUGGAUCUGUUGCACCCAAAACCGACCCCAGUGGAACUGCAAAUCAAAGGAGGACUGGACCUCAGCUCUUUCAACCCGCAUGGGAUUAGUGUAUACACGAAUGAAGCAGAUGACUCUAUAUAUCUGUUCGUUGUCAAUCAUCCUCAGCAAAAAAGCCAGGUAGAGAUCUUUCGCUUUGUUGGGGAGGACACACUUGUGCACUUAAAGACUGUUGCCCAUCCUUUGCUGUUCAGUGUGAACGACAUUGUCGCCGUUGGACCAGAGCAUUUCUAUGCGACAAAUGAUCGUUAUUUUAGUUAUACACUUCAUCUGCUAACUGUCAUCCUGAGUAUGCCCUGGUGUAACGUUGUGUACUACAGCCCUGAGGAAGUGAGGGAGGCAGCUGGUGGCAUUCAGUCUGGAAAUGGGAUAAAUAUAUCUCCAGACAAAAGAUAUAUUUAUGUUUCUGAUAUUCUGGACCAUGAGGUGGAUGUUUUUGAGCGAUUAGAUGGAGAACGGUUGGUGUACAUUAAGUCUGUUCCAGUUGGAACACUUUGCGAUAAUAUUGAGGUGGACCACAUGACAGGUGACGUCUGGCUGGGCUGCCAUCCGGAUGCCACCAAAUUGUCCAAUUUUGAUCGUAAAGAUCCUCCUGGCUCAGAGAUCAUCAAGAUCAAGAACAUUGUCUCAGAUCAUCCAGUGGUAACCCUGGAGUAUGGAGACGAUGGUCAUGAGCUGAUGGGCUCCACCGUUGCUGCACCUUACGAGGGGAAGCUGCUCAUCGGGACAAUCUUUCACAAAGCCCUGUACUGUGCUUUGAAAUAAACUGACCGCUAUUUAUCCAAAAACAUAA